Molecule: messenger RNA, 8670 nt
Organism: Acinonyx jubatus (cheetah)
Lineage: Eukaryota; Metazoa; Chordata; Mammalia; Carnivora; Felidae
Gene: IL7
Product: interleukin 7
Exons: 5
Coding region: 588-1064 (158 amino acids)
Biological process (GO): immune response
Cellular component (GO): extracellular region
Molecular function (GO): growth factor activity; interleukin-7 receptor binding
Source: RefSeq, a predicted model, not a curated record
UUGCAAUAGCCCAGCUUUCGCCCUACACAUUUGCGGCUUCCGUGGACACAUUAGCAACCAACGCUUUUAGAUCCCAGUCGCCUAGCUUUGCCAAGGCGGUCAGAGGUCAUUUGGAGAGUGUUUUGCCUCGAAUGGUUCUCAUUCAGAAGGCCAUCUCAUUCCUUCUGUGGUGCUUUGGAAAUUCGCGCCCUCCUCUGGUCCCGGUUCAGGUGCACAGAAACGUCUGGGGGAGGACGCAGGUGCUCAAGAGAGGUGGGGCGGUGAAGGCGCCCGAGUGGUGAACCCAAAGAUCGAACCUGCAGACCCAGCGCAAAGUAGAAACUGAAAGUACAUUGCCGGCUGAUCCUACGGAAGUUAUGGGAAAGGCAAAGCGCAGAGCCUGGCCGUGGUGUGUGCCGCCCCCCUUGGGAUGGAUGAAGCAGCAGGCGCGGCGUGGGUGAAAGGAACCAGCCGCAGAGACCGCCCUACCCCGCACGCGCUCCCAGCAACUCCGCGGAAGACCAGGGGCCUGGCAGCGACUAUGGGCGGUGAGAGCUUGCUCCUGCUGCAGUUGCGGUCAUCAUGACCACGCCCGCCUCCCGCAGACCAUGUUCCAUGUUUCUUUUAGGUAUAUCUUUGGAAUUCCUCCCCUGAUCCUUGUUCUGUUGCCAGUAGCAUCAUCUGAUUGUGAUAUUGAAGGUAAAGACGGAAGAGAAUAUCAGCACAUUCUAAUGAUCAGCAUCAAUUACUUGGACACCAUGAUAAAAAAUCGUACCAAUUGCCCGAAUAAUGAACCUAACGUUUUUAAAAAACAUGCAUGUGAUGAUAAUAAGGAAGCUGUGUUUUUAUAUCGUGCUGCUCACAAGUUGAAGCACUUUGUCAAAGUGAAUAACAGUGAGGAAUUCAAUCUCCACUUAUCAAGAGUUUCACAGGGCAUGUUACAGUUGUUGAACUGUACUCCCAAGGAAGACAGCAAAUCUUUAAAGGAACAGAGAAAACAGAAGAGCUUGUGUUUCCUAGGGAUACUACUACAAAAGAUAAAAACUUGUUGGAAUAAAAUUUUGAGGGGCUCUAAAGAACAUUGAAAAAUAUGGAGUGGCAAUAUAAAGACAUAUGACUUUAGUUGUAUCUUCCAAGAAUCUAUUUGCUCAUACAGUUUUUGGGGGUAGAAUACCCUAGAAGUGACAGAAUGCCUCCUGGUAAAAGCGGAUUACAGCAGCUGAGAAAUUCAUACAAUAGAACUAGAACUAGAUGGACGCAGACAGUGGAAACCAAAUGCUGCAAUCAACAAACUAUUUUAUAUGUUUUUGGACAUAAUCAAUCAGUAUUAAUUCUGUGAUUUUUGUAAGAUAAUCCAUGUAAACUAUUAGUUGCAAUAAUACUUUUUAAACCUGUUUUACAAUUUCAGAAGAAGAGAUAAAAUCUGUGAAGUAUAUAAAGGUUGCAAGGAUUAAAAAAUAACAUUGCUUUAUUAUCAAAUUAAUUUUAUGCAUCAGCAUACUACAAUGAGAGUGGAAAUUGGUGUCUCUGUGCUGAAAAUGUUUCAGAAUUAACAGUGAGAUGUGGGUAACGUCCAUGAGAGGAGGAGUCAUAUACCUUAAAGCAGCAGCAGUAUGAAGGAGUACAAGAGAUUUAAGAGAGAGAUUAAGACAUGUAAUCAUACAUGAAUGUAUAACACAGUGCCUUCACUAGAUGGUAUAGCAAAUGUUUUAAGAUGACCAUAAAGGAUAGUUUCACAAAAUAGAAACUCACCUGUUCUAAGGAUGCUAAACCAUAAUACUGAGUUAUUUUGGUCAUUUAUAUGUAAUAAAAUUUGUCUAAAUGAGUUUGCAAUUUGGGAAGUAUAUUUUUAACAGAAUAAUAUAUGUUGACCUUUUAAUUAAUGAAAUGUGUAUAUUUAAUUUUGACACUGUAUCUUAUUAUAUACAAAUAUUUUCAUACAGUAUUACAAACGUUGCUUAGUUUGGAUAACAUUCUCCUUUGAUAAUAAAUGGUCUAUGUAAUAACACUGUCAGAUUCACUUAAUGCCUUUUAAAACAAGAUUUUAAUACUGUACCACUAUUUGAUCUCUCACUGUCAUUGAAUAUGUGACUUUUAAUACCUUAUUACUCAGAAUGUGCAUGAAACCAGGACCCAAAACUAUAUAAGAACAGGAACUUUGCUUUCUAUGUUAAAUUUUAGUCUUUUAAAAGAAGCUUUUGUAUAUUACCACAUCCAGUUUAGAGAAGUCUGCCAAUAGUCUUUGCUUACUUAUAAAGGGAAAUGAAAAACCUAUUCUAGCCAGGCCAGAGUCCUUCAACAGCCACCACUUUGCUUAACUCACAGCCUUACUGCUCUUUUAUGCUUUCAUUACCACCUGGUAAAGUGCUGACCGGCUUUGAGCUUCAGAUGAGGCUCUGGUGCCAGUGUGUGGUGGUAAGACUUUCCUCUCGGUUCAGGUUUGUGUCCCUGCCUCUCUUUCUCCCUCUCCCUAAAUCCUAUGGCGUUUCACCCUCACUGGUGCAGGUAGCUGUGUAGAAUUGUACAGACAGUUGUACAGAAUUCACUGACUGCUCCAUUAAUAGUGCUUUGAAUCAAUUAUGUUUUUUGUUUGGUUUUCAUUAUUAACUCUAGAAAAGGGAGCUCACACUUUCAGGAGCAAAUGAUUCUUCACCAAGCUCUUUCUUCAGAUGGACUUUUCCAAGUAAGCUAUGCUUCCUUCCACCAUAAAACAUGGUCAACUGUGUGGUACACCUUCACUCUGAUGAACUGGUAUUGUCGGUAAACCAUCAGCUGUAGAAAUGAGGGAAUUUUAAGUUUCUAAGGCAAGCUCUUCAAACUGUCCUUGAAAGUGUUCCUUGAAGCCUGUCUCAAACAUCCCUAACAAGUGUUGAAAAUGAUUCUGAGAUUAUGGCAAAAUAAAGAACAAUAUUUUUAAAUGCUUGCAAUAAGUUAUUAAAAUUUUCUUCCUUGAUUUUCGUUUGUUUAUGAUAUGUUUGAAUUUUAGAGAAAAUUCACACUCAAAACAGUAUUCAGCCUAUACUGUGUACCAAAUGCUUGAAAAAAAAAUACCCAGGCAUUUAUGGUUGUAUUUACCUUCGUUGUUUCCUACCCACUAGGAAGGUAAGUGGAGACAAGGCAGGCUAGUUAAUAACGAACUUGGAUAUUAUAUUUUUAUAUUUUUACUCUCCAAUUAGAGACUUGUUUUAUCCCAAUGAACAUUUUCUUUCCAGUAUGUACAUUUACAAUACUUUAAAGCAGUAUUUUCUAAAGUUUGUCCCAAGUAAUCCUAAUCCUCAUCAAUGCUACAGAAAAAGAUGAUGACGGCACAGAAGAUGAAGAAAGAUGAGGAGGAGGAGGAGGAGAAAUAUAAAAAGAAAAAUAAAAAGAGGGAGGAUUCUGAGUUCUGGAGUCAGAUAAAUUUUCUUUCAGAGAUUUACAAUUUAUACAAGUAUAUUAAAGGAUGUAUAAACACAUACAGCUUUAAAAAAAAAGCUUAACACUAAAAAUCAUUUCCAAAAUUUGACUAGAGAGCACUACUUUUAUGUAAAAUCCAUUACCUAAAUGCACUUUGGGGAAUAUUGCAUUAUAUAAAGGGUCUCAAUUAAAAGUCUUUUAGAAUAGGCUCCCAAGGAAUCCGUUGAAGGAAAUACUCCUUCCAGGAUUAAGACAGUUCUCUUAAAACUACAGAUCCUGCUCAAACUUCAAGGGGCAUCUCAAUUCAUUUCUCCUCAAUUGCUAUGGCUUCCAUGAUGAUUCUAGAUAAUGUUAAUAUUUCUUCCUUUCGUUGCCCAGCACUUAAUUUCCGGUAUCAGGCAUUAUUAUUUGAUCAGAUUCAUCUUAAUAUUUUAUCUUAAAUACAACUUAUUAUUUAUAUAAUUUGUUUUCUAUCCACAUUGGUUUAAAAUGUUUUCUCCUGAAAAAGCAUAUGAUCUUCUGCGUUCCUUUAAGUUUCUAAUGGGAAAAGCUAGGUAUAUGGUGGUUAAUACAUAAAGACAAAUCGCAUUAAACCAGUGUACCAAUAAAAAUCUAAUUAUCAAAAAAAUACUUUACUGCAAUAAAAUACAACUUACUUAAAGGUAGAUAUGCUAGGAGCAUAGAACAUAAUUAAUUUAAACCAAUAGGACUCCACAGCUUUGUGUUCUCAACAUCUCCAUGGAAUUUUCAUUUCUAAACUUUGUUGUGAAACAGCUUUCAGUCUUGAUUCUGAGCAAAUAAUAGAAUCUGUGGAGAUAUUAUAGGACAAAAAAAAAUACAAUAGGUAGGUACAUUGAUAAUCACCAAUUCCAACAGUUUUUUAUGUCUCAGUACCUAAAUAUAUGUAUGUACCUAGAUUCACCAAGUAUUUAGUAUUUGAGAAAGACGCAAAAUGGUUACUUUGGUUUGGAAUAACCUGGGGUUUAUUUUCAUUUAUUUGUUUUACAUCCUCUUCUACACAACGGUAAGAAAAAACUGGUUUUCUGUAGAAAACAAGUUUUCUAAGUAGGGGGGAGGUUAGAUACACUUUAAGAUCUUAUUAUCAAAGUGAAUCAAUUUUCUAUCUGUAUCUUACAUGGGGAAUAUUGUGGAAACAUUUACAAUUUAGGGCUCACUGCUCCUGUUUUUCUUUCUUUAAAACACAGACUAAGGGUCCCAUCCUUUCCACACUUCCCAGGUGGGAUUGAUGAUUUUUUCGUUUGUGCCACCACUAAGGUCAACAAAUAACUCAAUAAUCUACCAGGUGCCACCAUGUGAGAGAUGGGCAUGUGCUUGGCAAUUUCUACCUUUGAUGCUUAUCACAAAUUUUAUGUUUGAAAAUAAUCUGAAUCAAAUGGGAACAUUUUACCUAAGAAUUUAAUUGGACAAGAACUCUUAUAAAUUGUUCGGGAAAUGGUCCAAAUCCUAUCAAAUGAAAGGCAGUUGAUUUGAAGAACAUCUCAUCAGGUGAAGUAAAAGCUUUCUAGGAGAAAUCAGAAAGAUCUGACAGGAAAGUAUAAAAUCACAGAUAUCUAUCUACCUUAUCAUCUCCUUACCCAGCAUUCCCAGCAGAAAGGAAAGGAUUUGUCUUUAGCUGUGAAAAAGUUUAAAUAUGUAGACAAAUACAUCUUUAUACUUAAGAAAGAGGAGUUACUUUCAUCAAGGUUAAGUUAAAUACUAUGGUUGGGACUUAUAUCUUCACAGCCCAGUGGGUUUAAAGAAGCCCCAUCCUUUGAAUACCACUUAACAGGAAGAUGCAACACAGAUACAGAUAAUUCACUCAACAAAUAUUUAUUAAGUAUCCAUCUCUAAUGUGACAGUUCUGGACCUAGAGGUACAAGAAAGCCCCUGCCUUCAGGGAGCAUAUAUUCCAAAAAAGGCAACACUCAACAAAUGAGCAAAAUUAUUACAGAAAACAAACUCUCUGGAAAACAAAGAAAGAAAAAAAAAAUUGAUCAACAGAGGAGGUAUUUUAGGUAAGAUGAUUAAAGACCCCUUUGAAGACAUUUGAAAGUAUGUUAUUGGUCUCAAAAAUGUCAACAUAUAUCACUGGCAAUAUAAAUUUCUUUGAUUCAAGUAAUUUGCAAAAAAUCAAAACAAUACUUCAGCUAUAGUACAUAGUACACUGUAAUAGAAAUAAAUUAUGAAAAUAUCGAUUGUUGACUCUGAAGCUGUAUGUUGCCCUCAAGUAUAAGCUUUAUUUAUAUAUUUUGAAAUAAUUUCAGAUAUAUAGGAGUUGCAAAGAUAGUACAGAGUGUUCCUGUAUACCUUUCACCAAGUUUCCUCUAACGCUAACAUCUUACAUAAGCAUGGUACAUUUAUCCAAACCAAGAAAUUAGCAUUCUUUGUUGUGGGGGUGGGUGUGUGGUGCAUGGCUGAAUGAUUGGCAGCAUCCCUAGUCACUACCAGAGAAAUUGAGGUUACGAGAGGGGAGGGAUGGGGGAAAUGGGUAAAAUAGGUGAUGGGGAUUAAGGAGUGCACUUGUCAGUGAUGAGCACUGUGUGAUGUAUGUAUGGAUAGAUUGUUGAAUCACUAUAUUGUACACCUGAAACUAAUAUAACAGGGUAUGUUAACUAACUGGAAUUAAAAACUUAGGAGCGCUUGGGUGGCUCAGUUUGUUAAGCAUCUGACUCUUGAUUUCAGCUUAGGUCAUGAUCUUGUGGUUUGUGAGAUCAAGCCCUGUGUUGGCUGCAUGCUGAGGGUACAGAGCCUGCUUGGGGUUCUCUUCCUCUCUCCCUUUCUGCCCCUCUCCACUCUUUCUCUCUCUCUCCCUCUCAAAAUAAACAUUUAAAAAGAAAAAACAAAACAAAAAAUAAAAUAAGUAGAUGUCACUCACCUAUAUUAAAUAUCGUUGUUAGGCUAGAUGAUUAAAACAAAUUCUUAUCUUAAAAAAGAUUGUAACUCUUGUACAACUAAAAUGAAAUAUUAAAGUAAUAGCAUAAAGAGUAUCUGGUAAUGUUUGAGUAAUAGGUUUGAGAUGCAUAAAUUGUUAACAAAAUGUGAGGGUUAAAUAUUAAACAUUCCUAUUAAUUACUACCACAAUGGUGCCUAAAAUGAGCUAGAUUAAGGUUCUUAAAAAUCAGCAUAUGGGGGCGCCUGGGUGGCUCAGUGGGUUGGGUGGCCGACUACAGCUCAGGUCAUGAUCUCACGGUCUGAGAGUUCGAGCCCCGCACGGGGCUUUGUGCUGACAGCUCAGAGCCUGGAGCCUGCUUCCGAUUCUGUGUCUCCCUCUCUCUCUGCCCCUUCCCUGCUUGCUGUCUCUCACUCUCUCAAAAAUAAUAAACAUUAAAAAAAACCAGCUUACGAAUUAUUAAAGUCACAACAAAAUGAAGAAUCAAAACUAUCUUUUAUAAACCUCCAUAAUGUCAUGAGAUAGAUAUAGAUAUAUCUAUGUUGCGGAGAGGCCUUUAAAAUAAAAUUGGAAGCUAGUAAUAUUAAAUUAUCUAAAAGCACCCUCUAGUGGCAAAAAAAGCAAUCCACGUAUAAGCCAAGCAAACUUCCAUAUAAUGAGUAUUCUGAUAGUAGUAAUUAACUAAAAAACUUCUGAACUUCUGAAAAUAAGUGUGGCUAUCAUUAACUUGGUUUUAAUGAUUUUCUACUGCUCAAUUCAGUAACACAGUUGGAAAAAUUAUCUUAGUACUAAAAAUAUAUCCACCACAUAAAAUACAUAUACCUACAAUGCAAAUAUAUUGCAUUGAGUACAAAUCAAACAUGUUUAAUUUAAUUAUAGUAAAAAAUUUUUUUAUAUUUAUUCAUUUCCUGAGAGAGAGACAGAGUGCAAGCAGAGGAGGGACUGAGAGAGGGAGAUAAUCCAAAGCAGACUCCAGGCUCUGAGCUGUCAGCACAGAGCCCAAUGCAGGGCUUAAACUCACAAACCGCCAGAUCACGCCUGAGCAGAAGUGGGAUGCUUAAUUGACUGAGCCACCCAGGUGCCCCUAAUUUGAUUAUAUUUUUACUAGAGACAGCUCCUGUUUAAAAUUUUAAAUAUGAUAGUCUAAAAUUACUAAGUAUUGAUGACAAACCAAUACUUUUUGCCAUUAACUGUAACAUUACCUAAUUCGAAAUAUACACGCAACGUUUUCUAUCAAUCUUAAGUUCACUAAUGUUUUCAACUGCUAUAUUUUACUGGCCAUGAAGAGAAUUUACUAUGCAUUAGAAAUCUUGUAAUGAAACAUUUAGAACACUUUGAAGUCAGAAAACACUGCAAUUCAGUAAAGUAAUAGCAAUUUUUUUAAAAGCUGAUGGCACAAAAAAAUGGCCAAUUAAAAGCUACUUUCUGCCAUUUAAAAAAAUUUGUAUUUAGACUUUGAAUAUUUUCUUCAUAUUUCAGUGUGCUCUUAUCUUUCUACCUAUGUCUGGGUAAAAGCUAAGACAUUAAUAAAGACCGACUGGAAUUUUUUUUUUUUUUUGCUUCAUCUUUAUUGAAUAGGUUCAAAAAUGAAGACAAUAUUUAUAAUAAAAAACUGUGAACAAGAGACAACAGCAACCAUAAUAAUUUUACUUUUUCAAGCUAAUGACUUUCAGAAUAAUAUAUAAGCAAUUUUUACAUUUUAAAUUUAAGCUUAUAAUCAUUUUUUAUUCUACCACACUGGCAAAUACUUGUGAAAAUAAAUAAAAAUAAACUAAAUGAUCUAGGAAAAUUUCUCAUAAACUGAACUAUUGCACAACAAAUCAAUGUGAGAAUAAUAUAUGUAAGUAAUAUAAAAAUGCAUUUAAACACAUUGUCACAACAUGUUUCAUAAUUCAUAAGUAUACUUCACCAACUUACUAUUUAUAAUAAUCUCUGGGUUCUAGAAUUGGAUGAUUUUUUUUUACCAACUAAUUUUCCAUGUAGUACAUUGUAACAUUUACUUGCUACUGCAAAAUUCUGUGAGAAACAAACACGUGCCACUUCUGUUUAAGUUCAUUUUAUCUACCCUUCCCCUUGGGCAAAAACUAUGUGGUCUUAAAAAAAAAAUAGUGCUCAGUUCCAGGUAAAACAAAGUUUAAAGUUCUUCCUAUGAUUUAUAACAAUUAAGACAGAAUAACAUAUUAUAGAAAUGAAAAUCUAAUACGUACAUUAUUCUCCUAAAUUAAUUACAGCUUAUUCUAAUAAAUGGACUUUUUUUAAAGACUAAUUUGACUGAAUGAAGACAACCAGAAAAAAAAAGUUAAUAAAAAGUCAGGAAAGAAACCAUAAGGAAAAUAAAAUAACAAUUCCCAUUAUCUCAAGUUUACAUACCCUGCCUGAAUGAAAAACAAAAACAGAAACAAAAA